Messenger RNA from Cucurbitaria berberidis CBS 394.84, 2751 nucleotides. Its product is annotated as vacuolar import and degradation protein-like protein. Gene Ontology annotation, cellular component: cytoplasm; nucleus. Lineage: Eukaryota; Fungi; Ascomycota; Dothideomycetes; Pleosporales; Cucurbitariaceae. The transcript has 3 exons. Bases 114 to 2525 code for a protein of 803 amino acids. The record is from RefSeq and is a predicted model, not a curated record.
UGAUAACAAAUGCUGCCUUGGAGCUUCACCUUGAUGCGAACCCACAUGCAUGGGUUCCCUUGAGCUUAUAUACACGGCUUAGCUCUUACAACAGCCACUCAGUAGCUCUCGCCAUGUUCAUGCUCCGCAACCUCAGUAAAUUCGUCUUCGGCGACAGCUCCAAGGAAACCAUCGUCGAGAUCUCGCAGGGUCAACUCUACCUCGUCCGCCCGCGCUCCGUCAAGGGCUACUCCGAGCUCAUCUUCAAGGACGCCGCUGCGACCAUACGUCGCACCGGGCAGGAGUUUCAAUACCAACUUGUCAUCCAGCGCGCAUACGAGGAAGGCGAGGAGGACCUUCUGGCGGAAGAAGGCGGCGAGGACGCGGUACUCGACACACUAGCUGGCGAAAAGGACGAGAAGACGUUUCUGUUGGACGAGGACCUCCAGUUCCGGGACGACGUUCGCUCGACUGGCGAGAAGAUCUUCGCGUGGCGCGACCUCAGCGGUGACGUAGACGAUCUUUGGGAGUUUGUGUGCGACGCGUCGGUCAAACCAGAGACUGCUGCGCUCUUUGAGCGCGUUGCUUUGCAGUGUCAGUACGAGAGAAAGUACAGAAGGAGCCACGAACACGCGACCGAAGACGACCUCGAAGCUCUUGCGUACUACGAAGAACCUAUCCCCGACGCAAGCCCUGUUGCUAGCCCGACUCGCAACUCUCUCAUGCUACCUGCCGCGCCCCCGACGGCCGAGGAGCUCUUCCCAAAUACAACCAAGGAAAACAUGGUGAAGAAGGUCGCAGGUAAGGGCAAAAGCCCGCAGGCGCAAGAAGACCCCACGGCAGCGCCGCCAUCUGCUGCGCAGCCAGAGGUUCUUGAGACACUGGCAGAAGGUGUAGCCGAACUUCACUUGUUCGACUUCCCCUCUGGCACAUUCAUUAAGCAGGAUAGCAAGGUGCUCGCCACAGUGACGGAGAUUGGGAACUGGAACUACUGGCUGCAUAUUGCUGGCGAGGAGCGGGAAUGGCUUGGCCAACCAGUUGUAGAGGACAUAAACCCAGUCUUCAAUUACGAGUUCAAAUCCUUCAUCUUCAACCACUAUCUCGAUGACGGCUCGGCAUACUCGUGGCUUUUGCGAUUCAAUGACCAGGAAGAGCUGGAGAACCUACAAAACGGUGUCAUGCAAGCCUUAUGGGAGCACUUGAACAAAGUCAAGUGGCAGAAGGCCAAAGACACAGAUCGGGAAUAUGUUCUCGAGGCGUUUCAAGACCUUACUAUGGAAGACGCUCCAGAGGACGAGCAGGAAGAGGAGGAAGAGGACGAGUACGAAAGCACCAAUGACCAGCGGAGCGAGCACUACGAUUCAGACGAGUCCGAGGAAGACGUCGAAACUGGUCCAAAAGAUGGUGCCGAAAACUCCCAACUCGCUGUGGGCUACAAACACGACAGAUCGUUCGUUGUGCGAGGCAACAAGAUUGGUGUCUUCAAGCACACUGAUGAUAAUCAGCUGCAGUUCUCAACCACCAUUUCGAAUGUCAGAACACCAAAGGGCAAGGCCUUUAACCCUAACAAAGUUAUGCUUCACCAACAAGAUCAAGACAUGAUCUUGCAGAACCUAGACAAUCCCAAUGCGCUAUACCGGAUGGAUCUCGAGACUGGUCAGGUUGUAGACGAGUGGAAGGUGCACGAUGACAUUCCAGUCAAGGUGUUCGCGCCAGAGAACAAAUUUGCCCAAAUGAGCGGAGAGCAGACUUUCUUGGGUCUGUCAGGCAACGCCCUUUACCGAGUUGAUCCUCGCUUGGCGGGCAACAAGCUCGUCGACGACCAGCUCAAGCAAUACGCCACCAAGAACGCUUUCUCGGCCGCUGCAACGACCGAGAAAGGUCACAUCGCGGUCGCGUCCGAGAAGGGAGACAUUCGGUUGUUUGACAGGCUCGGUAUCAAUGCCAAGACACUCAUCCCUGCGCUUGGUGACCCUAUCAUUGGCAUGGACGUAUCGGCGGACGGUCGAUGGGUCCUCGCCACUACUAGGACCUACCUUCUCCUCAUCGAUGCCCUCCAGAAGGGAGGCAAGAACGACGGCAAGCUCGGGUUUGAGAAAUCUUUCGCGAAGGACGACAAGCCACAACCACGACGUCUCGCGCUCACGCCCGCGCACGUCGCACAGUUCCAGCAUGAGACUAAAGCACCUAUAUCGUUUACGACUGGUCGAUUCAACACUGGACUUGACGAUAAAGAGACUACCAUCAUCACUGCUACAGGCCCCUUCAUCGUUACCUGGAGUUUAAAGAAAAUACUCGCCAACCGCAGAGAUCCGUACAGCAUCAAACGUUACGCUGAGGAGGUCAAGGCGGAUAACUUCAAGUUUGGCUCUGACAAGAACCUCAUUGUGGCGCUACCAAAUGAGGUUGACAUGGUCGCUCGGCGUGCGUUGCAGAAGCCAACGCGUGAGAGUAUCGCUACGCCUAGCAGAGUGGGUGCGAAUAGACGAAGCGGUGUGCGAGGGAGCUAUUUAGGUAGGAAUGAUAUCGUGAACAGCCCGUACUAGGUGGUGGUUAAUUACAUUUUUUUUGGCUUCAUCUCGACUAGGGACAGGAGGAAUAUAAUGGACGGAUGAACGGCGACGGGAAGCUCGACCAGCGACACUAGGAGUGAAACCUCGACACUGGCGUUUCGGUUUCUCAAUUGAGUAACGCAGAUCAAUGUAGUGACAUAUGUAGUAUUGGCACCUGAUUCCCCUAGAUACAACGACGAAUGAAUGAUGAUUGUGAUUC